Messenger RNA from Nipponia nippon (crested ibis), 1584 nucleotides. Lineage: Eukaryota; Metazoa; Chordata; Aves; Pelecaniformes; Threskiornithidae. The record is from RefSeq and is a predicted model, not a curated record.
AUGGGAGCAGGGAAACAUUCUGUCUUCCCUCCCGCCCUUUUUGAGGAGGACGGGGGAUUUCUGGAGAGCGUACGAAUGUAUAUAUUGACAGAAACUGAGAAAGUGGGUUGUGCUGCGCAAGGACCGUCUGAGGAGUGUUAUGUUAUAUACAGUAAUGCAUUUGACAAGGUAAUAGAGUACGUCACUGCAUACAAGAAUAUCCCGACUUCAAUCAAACAGAAAUAUGAGGCAUUUGUUGCCAGAAUCAAGAAUGGCCAAAGGAAUGCAUUUUUCCUUCACAGGAGAUUAAAAGCUCUGGAAUCUGAGUCCACGACUCUAUUAUACUAUAGGAAAAAGACGGAACAGUGCGACAGCAAAAUAAAAGCUCUUCAGAAGAAUUCUGCAAAAAUUAAAAACAUAAUAUUGGAAAUUUAUAAUGUAAGAAAGAUACCCUCUGAAACCUUUGGUACCUCAGAGAAAACAGCACAUCCUCUUAAGCCCAUCCCAGGCCUGAGCGUAGAAGAAUCACUCAGCUUGGAUUCCCUUUCUAAACAUCUCGCUCAGUUAGACUGACAGGUGCUGGAAUUGAAAGAAAGGGGGGAAAAAAAGUCUAUCCCUCGGCAGAAAAAGACUAAGUUGGAACAAAAACUCGGAUAUGCUGGAAUUUUGUUAGUUGCAAAUGCUGUUUCUGCAUGUUUCUUGUCUUCUGACAAGAUUGUCACCUGGCAAGAUCUCUGCUUUCAGAUCACGAAAAAUAAAAAAGAUGAACGAGCUCUUGAUGUCCCUAGUAAAAUGUCUGAAGAUUCACUUGAAUAUUUUGAAAGUUUCAGUGAAUUACUUUCAAAUGGUCAGUAUGAUGCUGCGGCAACUCACACAGAAAACUCUCUGAGGGGAAUUCUCUGUAACAAAGCAGCUCUGAAGUAUCUUAAACCUGUUAGGUGCCCUAAAGGAAGAAAUCUCCCUUUGCUGAAGUAUUUUGAACUGAUAAUCUCAAGUACUGCAGCUGGACACCUUCCAAAUUCAGCCAUAACUCUGGAAGCAAUCAAAUGUGCAUUGUCUGAAAAGCAAUUCCAUCUGGUAACACACUGGGUUAAACAGCAAAGGUUAAUCUUUUCUGAGGCAGCAGGAGAUGGUAUUUUUGGCUAUGGGAAAGUGGAACCAAGCGACGAGUCAAAAUGCCUGGCUUUGGCUCAGGUUGCGUAUGGUCAGUCUGGCGCACACAAAAAAGUUGCUCUGUGCCUACGUAAGCUGGACCGAAUUUCUGGAGCAAUGGGUUAUAUUCAGCAACUGGAACAUUUUUAUUCAGUGAAUGAUUUGUGCAGUAUGCUUAAUAUGAAUAGCACAAAGCUUAUUAGGGCAAAUGUAGGAUCUGUAAAUGUGGUUUGUUUUUGGUUUUUUUUAUAUGCAUUGGAACAGGUUAUUCUACAUGAUACCGUCUGUACUUUGGAAGACUGGAAUAAGAUAGAAGUUGCUUGUGCAGAAAAUAAGCAUGAAAAGUUAUCUCAGAAAAUGGUGUCGAUCCUCACCUCGCAGGAUGGAGCGUUUGAAAAUUCGUCCCUUGAAGAUGAAAAAGAUGCCAGGAUAAGGGAACACGUUUGCUGGUAG